AAGAUGUCGGUGAGCCCGACAACAGACAUCGAGCAGGAGGGAGAGAGUGGGCUUCUCAUCGAGCCCUGCAGUCGAGGCAAGACCUCCCCUCAACCACAGGGCACUAAGGAGGGGACAGGGGAGGGCCUGGAGCCCGAGGAUAGCUCCUUACAGGAUGCACAGAAACGAGGUUCUAACCAUAGCCAUGGCAGGAAAAGGCCCAAGUCUAAUGCCAAACUGAAGCUGGUACGGAGUCUGGCAGUGUGUGAGGAGUCUGGUCCAUUCUCCAAUGAUGGAACUCCAGAAUCGGAUAUCAUCCAGCUUCACAUCAGCUGUCCAUCAGACAAGGAGGAGGAGAAGUCAUCAAAGGAUGAAUAUGAAAAUGAUGAGAAGGAGAAGAAGGACAAGACUCCACGAAAGAUGCUCUCACGUGACUCCAGUCAGGAAUACACCGAUUCCACGGGCAUUGAUGUUCACGAGUUUCUGGUCAACACACUGAAAAACAACCCCAGGGAUCGAAUGAUGCUGCUCAAACUAGAACAAGAUAUCCUGGAGUUCAUUAAUGACGACAAUAACCAGUAUAAGAAGUUUCCACAGAUGACUUCUUAUCACCGUAUGCUGCUGCACCGUGUGGCUGCCUACUUCGGCAUGGACCACAAUGUGGAUCAGACUGGCAAGGCUGUCAUCAUCAACAAGACGGGCAACACACGCAUCCCUGAGCAAAGGUUCUCUGAACACAUCAAGGAUGAGCGUAAUGUGGACUUUCAGAAGAAAUUCAUCCUGAAGAGAGAUGAUGCUAGCAUGGACAAGGAUGAUAAUCAGAUCCGUGUGCCGCUGCAGGACGGGCGGCGUAGCAAGUCAAUUGAAGAGCGAGAAGAGGAGUAUCAGCGAGUACGGGACAGGAUCUUUGCCCGAGAAGUGUCCUAUUUUUUACAGUCUUCUCAAAAUGGAUACAUCAACGACAGCAGAGGGAAUCGUGAGAGCUCCAGCCGGGCAUCUAGCAGUCGUCAAAGCAGCACAGACAGUGACAUGAAAUGCCUGGAGCCACGGCCCUGGAGCAGCACUGACUCAGACAGCUCCAACCGCACCCUCCGGCCACCCGUCACUAAGGCCAGCAGCUUCUCCGGCAUAUCCAUCCUCACCAGAGGGGAUAGCCUCGGCAGCAACAAAGGCUCACAGGGAAGCUGCAAAGGCUCACGAUCUGGCCUGUCCCUAGUCAGUCCUGAUGUGUGUCCCCCACCCGCAGCCUCCCAGUCCAGUCGUAGCCUGCUUCCCUGCCCAUCACAACAGCCACAGCCCCAGGUCCAGCCUCAGACUGCCCUGCUGCCCACCCCACAGCAACACCCCAUGGGAAACCACAUGAUCGCUCAGGCGGUGGCAUCUCUGCAGCCCUCUCAGCCCGUCUCCUACUCCAGCCCUUCCUGCCCCCAGGUUCUCCUGCCAGUUUCUCCUCCCCAGCAGUACACAAUGGGAGAAGAGCUGGCGCCCCAGUUCACCCAGAUGACGCUGAGUCGGCAGGGGUCCAGUGAGAACCCUGAGCCUCAAACUAUGUAUCAGGCUGCUCCCACGGUGCUGUCCCAGCACCCCCCUCCACAGACCGGCUACAUCAUGGCAACCACAGGCCAGCCAAUGCAGCCUCCGUCUGGGUACCAGCCUGCAACUGGACACCCUCAUCCUCCACCUCCACCACCCCCCCCAUCGCAGUCUGUAAUGCAGGCUCCACCGCCCCCACAAGGCUACAUGCAGCCCCCUCCACCGCAACAGAUACAGGUGUCAUACUAUCCUCCUGGUCAGUAUCCCAGCUCAGGCCAGCAGUACCGUGUGCCCCAGCCCAUGUCUCACCAGGUGUCUUAUCCUGCCCAGCGCACACAACCUAUGCCUCAGCCCACACAGCAGUCAGGUAUCCAGACGAUGAUGCCCAGCCAGCAGCCAAGCUACCAGAGCAUGAUGGGUGUGCAGCAGCCCCAAAACCCUGGUCUGCUCAAUUCCCAGAGGGCAGGAAUGGGAGGACAAAUGCAAAGCAUUAUGGUCCAGUACCCACAGAUGCCAUCAUAUCAGGUGCCUGUGGGAAAUGAAAAUCAGCAGGUGGUGCAGCAGCAGUACCAGCAGCAGGUGAUGGUACCAGUCAGCCAGUCUGUGCAGGGGCCCAUGCCUGUCUACUACAGUGUUAUCACACCCACACAGCAGAAUAGCACAAGCCCGUCUGUGGGUUAUCUGCAGCCCAGCAAUGAACAGUAUCAAAUCACACAGUCACCAUCCCCCUGCAACCCCCAGCAGUUGCAGCAGCAAUAUUCAGGAGUUCCCCCUCCUGGGCCUGGGGUGAUGGUCAUGCAGCUCAGCGUCCCCAAUGGACCACAGCCUUCCCAGAAUCCUCCACUGGUUCAGUGGAACCCAUGCAAGUACUACAGCAUAGAGCAGAGACCCAGCAAGCCAGGAGAGCUCUACAAGCCUGACAACACUCCACAGGCCAGUUCCCAGCUGACAAGUCCCCUGGCCUCCCCCACUCAGUCGCCCACCCCAUCUCCCUCUGGCAGUGUCAGCAGCGUCUGUCCAGGCCUUGGACCAUUACCCCUCAUUUCCCAGUUUCCCCGGCCAGGAGGACCAGCCCAAGGAGAUGGGCGCUACUCUCUGUUGGGGCAGCCUCUCCAGUACAGCCUUUGUCCGCCUGGCCUCAUACAUGGCCCGUCCUCCUACAGCUCCCAUCAGGGCCAAGGAGUAAUGAAACACGGGUCACGAGGAAAAAAACAACCACUCAAAUCUCUAUCAACAGAUCUCGGCACCACUGAUGUUGUGGUGAGUCGAGUGCUCGAGGUCACGGACCUGCCGGAGGGGAUUUCACGCCCAGAGGCCGAAAAGCUCUUCAACCAGCUGUCAAUGUGCGGUGCCAAGAUCCAGUGGCUGAAGGAGCCCCAGGGCGGCCGCGGAGGAGCGGGGGGGUGCGGCCCGUGUCCCGGCGCGGGGCCGUCCAGCCGGGGGGGGAAGUGCGACGGCCACGACCCAGCUCACCUCUACACAGUAGUGGCAGUGUUUCCCAGCACCAUGGCCGCCCAGAGUGCUUCCUUCAAACUCAACAACAGCGGAGCCAGCCUCUUCAAGCUGAGGGCCGCCAAAAAGAACUAUGACCUGCGCGUGCUGGAGAGAGCCAGUUCUCAGUGAAGGAAAACCAGAGCGGGAGGAGAGAAGGAAAGUGACAAGAGACAGAAAGAGAGAGAGAGACUCUUGGUGGAUUGGUGGAGAAGGAAGGUGGACUGAGGGGGACUGCUCUAGGUGUACAAUUCAAAAACGAGAAAAGAAAAAAAAAAACUUGAGUUAAACUUAUAAAAGGGAAGAAGGUGUGAAUCAGGAGGUGGCUGGUGAUCGGUUGCAAAUAUGAUUUUGUCGUUUGUUUUUAUUCAUUGUUUUUGUGUUGUAUUUAUAUAGCGGAAGAGCACACAAGACACGUGAGCAUGUGUUUCACUGUUGCCGUGGAAUGUGUGCUGCCAUUAUACAAUAACAUGCAAUGACACACACACACACACACACACAC
Molecule: messenger RNA, 3505 nt
Organism: Limanda limanda (common dab)
Lineage: Eukaryota; Metazoa; Chordata; Actinopteri; Pleuronectiformes; Pleuronectidae
Product: R3H domain-containing protein 2
Exons: 23
Coding region: 4-3135 (1043 amino acids)
Molecular function (GO): nucleic acid binding
Source: RefSeq, a predicted model, not a curated record